UGGCCGGACCAGCUCGUCUGGCUCCCCCAGCCCCGGCUGGGCCGUGGCCUCUGUGUCGUGGGGCGAGGGUGACCGUGGUGAUUUGGAGUAGAGGCCUGGUCAGGCCAGCCCUGGGGACCAGGAGGCUUGGAGAGAGAUACACACUCUCCCCGCCACCACACACACACACCAGAACAUACACCAGGCCACAGCUACCCACGGGUCAUGGCUUCUGAGCUGUGCCCUUCCUCGGUGCCAGGACACAGAACCCCCCCCCCCCCCCCCGCACCCGCAGUGAUCCACCCAGUGAAGUCAGUCACCUGCGAGGGCCCCGGGGAGGCACAGGGCCGCUCCUCUUGCCUCGGGCUCCAGCCCGGGCUGCUCCCAGCUCAGAGGUGGUGACAGCUCUGCGAAUCAUCCUGUCUGGCUGGGUCGGAAUGCAGAGGGGGCAGCCCAGCUUCUGGCCCCAAGCCCAGCCUGGAUCGGGCUGCUUCUUUAGGGCUGAAUCGGAUGAGGCCUCAGCUCAGGGCUGGGCCCAGACUUCUAGACCCCUGCGGGGGCCGCCUCAGAGCUGCCCACACCUGCCCGGGACUCCUUGUGCAGAGGGGUUGGAGGUCAGGGUCAGGGACCCUUCUCCCCCUCCCCUUGCAGAUCCACUGUCUCCCAGGGACCUUUCUUGCCCCUUCCCCAGGGCCUGGUGGGCAGAGACAGACCCCAGACACUCAGGCUUCAGGCUGGCCUCUCACCACCAGCAGUCUGGGCAGGAGGGCCCUUCAAAAGCCCCCAGCGAGCCGCACACGUGGGGACACUUCCGUGUGGCUCCCCAACCUCCCCCCCCACACACAGAGCGUGCACCCACACGCCACCACGCCUGUCCCUGGUCCCGCCUGCCUGGAGCCUGCUUCUAGGUCAGGCCUGGGCACGACUUCCUGGGAGGACCCGUGACAGGUGCUGCAGGCUGGGCCCGGCUGAGCAGCUCGGUGUGUGUGGUGGCCAUCGCUGGGGGCAUGUGGGGCCGUGCCCGGGGGCCCCCCGUGGGGGCCCUAACCCUGACAGCUCUGGCUGAAGGGAUCCGGGCCAGCCAGGGGCGGCCCCUGGGACCCCCUUCUACAGGCCCUCAGACCAAACCUGAGGUGGAGUCUGGGCGGGCAGCCCUCAUCCCCACAGCUGGCAGGGAGUCCUUCCCUCGGCCCCCUGCCCAGGAACCAGCCCUUGGGGGACCCCAUCAGACUCCCCAGAGUUCCCGGGAGGAGGGGGCCCUUGCAGACCUGGCGUUGUGCGUGGCUGCCUGUCUGGAAGAGGCUGGCUGUGCGGGAACACAGGCAACAGCGCUCACCCUGUCCUCAGCCCUGGAGGCCCAGGGGGAGCGACUGGAGGACCAGGUGCGUGGCCUUGUGCGGGGGCUGCUGGCACAGGCGCCCCGCCUGGCGGAGGGGAGGCCCCGGCGGGCGGCCCUGCGGGUGCUGAGCACACUCGCCCUGGAGCACUCUCAGGACGUGGUGUGUGCGCUGCUGCCGUGCUCACUGCCCCCGGACCGGGCGGCAGCCGAGCUGUGGCGCAGCCUGAGCCGGAACCAGCGUGUGAACGGGCAGGUGCUGGUGCAGCUGCUGUGGGCGCUAAAGGGCUCGGCCGGAGCCCAGCUGGAGGCGCUGGCGGCCACGCAUGCCCUCGGGGAGAUGCUGGCCGUGUCCGGCUGCGUGGGUGCCACACGAGGCUUCUACCCACACCUUCUCCUUGUGCUGGUCACACAGCUACAUGAGUUGGCCUGGGACCCAUGUGCCCCUGACACCCCCAAGGUCUGGGCCCCAUCCCGGCAAGGGCCACUGCACAGCCACAGCAGCUGCACGGUGGAGGCCUUGAAGGCCCUGCUCACUGGGGAUGGCUGCCGCAUGGUGGUCACGUGCAUGGAGCAGGCUGGAGGCUGGAGAAGACUGGUGGGAGCCCACACCCACCUGGAGGGUGUCCUGCUGCUGGCCAGUGCCAUGGUGGCGCAUGCCGACCACCACCUGCGAGGCCUGUUCGCGGAACUGCUGCCCCGGCUGCGCAGCUCGGACGACGCACAGCGCCUCACGGCUAUGGCUUUCUUCACCGGGCUGUUGCAGAGCCGGCCCACCGCGCGGCUCCUGCGGGAGGAGGUCAUCCUGGCGCGGCUCCGCACCUGGCAGGGCGACCCCGAGCCCACCGUGCGCUGGCUCGGCCUCCUGGGUCUCGGCCACCUGGCGCUGAACCGCGGGAAGGUGCGUCACGAGAGCACAUUGCUACCCGCGCUCCUGGGCGCGCUGGGCGAGGGCGACGCACGGCUCGUGGGCGCCGCGCUCGAGGCGCUGCGGAGGGUCCUGCUGCGGCCGCGGGCGCCGGUGCGGCUCCUGAGCACGGAGCUGAGGCCGCGCCUCCCAGCGCUUCUGGACGACGCCCGGGAUUCGGUCCGCGCCUCGGCGGUCGGACUCCUCGGGACGCUGGUGCAGCGCGGCCGAGCCGGGCUCCGGGUGGGGCUCCGCGGACCCCUGCGGAAGCUGGUGCUACAGAGUCUCGUGCCGCUGCUGUUGCGCCUGUACGACCCCGGCCGGGACACCGCUGAGAGCUCAGAGUGGACCCUGGCCCGCUGUGACCAGGCCCUGCGCUGGGGCCUGCUGGAGGAGAUGGUCACGGUGGCUCACUGCAAUAGCCCUGAGGCCCUAAGCCGCAUCUGCCACUACCUGGUUCAGUGGUACCCGAGACACGUGCCCAGCUUCCUGAGCCAGACCCAGGGUUACCUGCAGAGCCCGCAGGACCCCAUGCGCCGGGCAGCUGUCAUGCUCAUAGGCUUCCUGGUCCAUCACUCGAGCCCCAGCCGCGUCAACCGGGACCUGCUGGACAGGCUGUUCCAGGACGUGGGGCAGCUGCAGAGGGACCCUGAACCUGCGGUGGUGGCAGCAGCACACGCGUCAACCCAGCAGCUGGCGCUGCUGGCCCAGGCGCAGCACCGUCCCUGCCACCGGCGCCUCCCGGGCCUCCCGGGCCUCCGCCAGCGCCACGCCCACCCUGCUCGGCCCCCACCAGCCUAUGCACACAGCCUGUUCCAGCACCAGAGCCUCGCUGGCCAUUGGGGCUGCUCGGGACCAGGCUGAGCCCUACUGGCCCACCCUCCAGGUGGGAGCCAGGGUGUGGAGUCUGGCACCCCACUGCUCUGGGGCCCGUCUUGGCAGGGGCAGAUCUGCAGAACAGGCUCCCCUUGAGGGGCACCCUGGGCUGUGCUGGCACCAAUGCCUGCCCCCUAGAGCCACGCAAGGCCUGUUGCACACAAAGACCCCUCUCCAGAAGCUCAUCCCCCAGAAAGCCCUGCGACCUGGAGGGGGCACACGCUUUCAUGUGACGGAGCACCAUUUCAUCCUCAGCCUCUCACCUCGUACACCCCCAGCUCCCUCUGUCCCCCCUCAGCCCCCGGAAGUGUGUCCUGCCCCCUGCCUGAAUGGCCCUUGGCCUCCAGGGCCAAGCCCUGGUGGGGGACGCCGUGAGGCUGGCCCAGUCCUGGGAGCCAGUGCCGUGAAAGGCUGCCCUCUGCCUGAGCCCUGCAGGCCACCCCAGCAGCCCAUCCUCCCCAUGACAUGCUCCACUGCGCGCUGGCCACGUCCUGGCCUGAGGUUCUGAGGUUCCUGGCCACGUCCUCUCUGCUCGAGAAGCAUCGAUCUGUCCUCCUGUCCACACCUGCGACCCACAGUCUGGCCCCAUUGCUGCACUGUGUCAGACCCACGCUGCUCAGUGUCAGACCCCACCUGGGCCUUCUCUGGAAGCUGUCCCCUGACCUCCUCACUGGACGCCACCGGCCCGAGAUGCUACCUAUGGGCUCAGGUGUGGGGUGCCAACAUCUGCACCCCAGGACCCUGCUCAGGGCCGAACGGAGGCAUGAGUGGAGGUCCAGGGAAGAGGCCCCUUGGGAUAGCUCCGAGGCCAUGACGCAACCCAUCCAGACCCUGGAUGGGAGGCUUCCUCCACCUGCAGUGCCCACCUUGAGGUGUUCUCUUGCCCUUUCCGGGCCCCCAAAGCUGCCUCUUAGAGAAGGAGGCCUCAACUUACACAGCCUUUUGGAAGCUGGGGUCCUGCCCAUCCCUAUGGAAAGCGUUUAAAAUAAACACACAGA
Hippopotamus amphibius kiboko is the source of this 4096-nucleotide messenger RNA. RefSeq names its product maestro heat like repeat family member 6 (gene MROH6). The record is from RefSeq and is a predicted model, not a curated record. NCBI's taxonomy places the organism in Eukaryota, Metazoa, Chordata, Mammalia, Artiodactyla, Hippopotamidae. Gene Ontology annotation, cellular component: cytoplasm. The coding region runs from base 987 to 3086 and encodes 699 amino acids. The transcript is spliced from 14 exons.